Molecule: messenger RNA, 1511 nt
Organism: Mesorhabditis spiculigera
Lineage: Eukaryota; Metazoa; Nematoda; Chromadorea; Rhabditida; Rhabditidae
Source: the annotation of a GenBank genome assembly
AGAAUGAAGACGUCACGAUUGAAUCCCAUCAGAUUACCACAAGUGCGCUGGAUCAUGUACACUUUUUCAACUCGACCGUUCGUUUGACGACGAUUCAGGGAGGAGCGGUUCAACUGCAUCUUAACAGCCCCGACGGUGACGAAUAUUUUACACUUGAUUAUGACAAUCUUGGCUCCGAGUUUACCCUCCUUGCCAACCGUUUCGAGAUGGAAAGUGUGAUACCGGGAGACUACAUAAUAACGCCGAUAUCCGGCGUGGAACUAUACCACCGCACCUUCACCGUCCCGCUAAAUACCAAAAACGCCACGCAACUGGUGUUGAUGUGUCGAUAUAAUUUGGACUUCUGGAUGCAGUUGUUCUAUUUUCAAUGGACGCAUGGCCCAGGCACCUGCGAAUAUCGCCUGUAUAGCGGAGCCGUUGUAAAGGAUGAGCCUGAAAAAGCCCUCAUCACUUUUAGGGACAGCGAUACGUUCUACCCGCAACUCCUUACUGGAGAUACCUUUUCAAUUUUCGUCCCACCCGGCUGCACCCCGACACUUGUCGUGCGCGAAAUCAAUUUGGACAAUAGAACCUACGAGCAGUGUCGCGGAGACGUUUUUAACAUCGGUUUUGGGUACGGGGACCCGAUGCAUCUUCAAUAUUGGUGGACGGUUAACUACGAAUGGACAUGGCAUUGUUUUACUACCGUAAAUUUACAAUUUGAACUUGUGGAUUUGAUUACUGGCGAGCUAUCCAUAAACGUCCGAGACGAGAAUAAUCGAACGGUUGAUGGCGGAAGUCUUGACUUCCGCCCUGGCCCCUCAACAUCUCCCCGAAAUAUAAGUUACGCCGGUGUCACUGCAAUUACGGUAAAAUGGACAAAUGGGGUGCCAAAAGUCUUUGAUAUCAUCCCGCUUUCGGCGGUCAACACGUUCGACAAUCAGUACCUUGUUGCGGCAAAGGAUGAAAAUACCACGCAGCUGAUCGUCAUUUUGCCUUGGAAUGUGGAAUUUUGGACGGAGCUGGUGUAUUUGCAAUGGGCGCACGGUACGAUUAACUGCGAAUAUCGUUUGUAUAGUGGCGCUGUUGUAGAAGAUGAUCCCGAAAAAGUGUUGAUGACUUUUAGAGACGCGGAGACUUUCUACCCGCAACUCCUCACCGGUGAUACCUUUUCGAUUUUUAUCCCGCCCGGAUGUAGCCCAACCUUGGUCUUCCGGCAAAUCAGCUUGGUCAACCCGGUUUUGCAACAAUGCCGUGGAGAAGCGCUAAAUAUUGGGUUUGGCUAUGGUGACCCGAUGCAUCACGCCUAUGACGAUCGAUUUUCGAGCUACGAAUGGACUUGGCAUUGCUUCGCCCCGGUUGAUGUACAGUUUCAAGUGGUUGACCUAAUAGCUGGUGAACUCUCCAUCGAAGUGCAAGACAUCAAUAAUCAAACAGUUGAUAAUGGAAACGUCGUCUUCCACCCAGCAGAUUGGCAAACGCAACAAAACACGAGUUAUCAAGGAGUGACGAAAAUUACGGUAAAAAAACCG